AUGAACUCCUCGAAGCCCCUCACCGCCUCGCUUGAUACCGUCGUCCAUGAUGUCAUCCUCAACAAUAUUUCUCCUGAGUUGAUCGAACAUUCAACUUCAACCCGCCGAUGUCAUCUCACUUAUGAAAUCCUCUAUGCUGGCAAUAUUGAUGUUGGUCCCAAGUUUGUUUCUUCUGUUCGUUCUUAUGUUGCUACCUGGCGUUCCAUCUACCAAUCAUUGUCGCCUGAUUCGGUCGUGGCCUUCAACGCUUUGGCUUCAAUGGGUCCCAUUUGGGAGCGCUUCAUCCAGUACGCCUUGGAGCACCGCUUUGAUAGUAACAACAAUACUGACAACCUUGAUAUCAACAACUUCAUCCGGAACACUGAUAAAUGGGCCAAGUUGUUGAAGAUUACUGGACCUCCUGCUACUCUUUCGACUGAAGCGUUCGUUGCUUCAUCAAAGAAGUACAAUAACAAAUCUAAGGGUGAUGGUAUCAAAUGUCCUUGUAAGAGACGUGGUCAUACUUCCAACAAUUGUCAUGUCUCUUGGGAAGAGGUUCAGGCUGCUCGCCAAGAUAAAAAGGGGAUGACAAGGAAUCUAAGGAGGCUAAAACCUCAAGAGGUUGGUUUGCUGAGACUUUUGGGAUGA
Magnusiomyces paraingens is the source of this 627-nucleotide messenger RNA. RefSeq lists its product as uncharacterized. NCBI's taxonomy places the organism in Eukaryota, Fungi, Ascomycota, Dipodascomycetes, Dipodascales, Dipodascaceae. The coding region runs from base 1 to 627 and encodes 208 amino acids. The record is from RefSeq and is a predicted model, not a curated record. The transcript has 2 exons.